AUGGCAGACCACCAUAGAAAGAUAGUGGCAGAUGUGGCCCUGCUAAGAGAGGACCUCAAGCUUAUCACAGUCAGGCUGGGAGCAGUGGAUGGCACCACCAAUAGCCACACAACCCAGAUUGCAGAAUUGCAAGCGGCGGUCCAAAGCCUAAAGCAGCAAACCCUGCUCCACGAGCAACAACUUGCCUCCCAAGAGGAUAAUUAUCGCCGAAACAACUUAAAAAUCACGGGAAUCGCUGACUCAGUUCCAGAGGCGGAACUACCACACCUUGUCAGAAGACUUCUUACCACGCUGGUGACCCCGAAAACAGCCAAAGCAAUCGCCCUUGACAGUCAGUUCCGCAUACCGCGACCAGCAAGGGCUCCACCCGCCGCCACAGCAGACCUAAUAAUCCAGUUCCGGUCCGACAGAGACAAACAGGCAAUCCUGGAGGCCACCAGAGGCCAGUUAACACUCACCUUCGAGGGGAUGACACUGUCCUUCUUUUCAGACCUCUCAGGAGGGACGAUGGCGUGGAGGAGAUCUCUGGGCCCAUUCACAUCCCUUCUGCGACUCCACCAACUCCGGUACUGCUGGGGAUCAAGGCGCACCCUCCAUAUAGACAGAGGAAGCAGCACUCACAUUGUCCAUAACAUGCAGGAAGCUACGGGGGCACUCGGACUAUUAAACCUCCCCACAACUGCACUCGCCUCAGCUGCAGACCCAGUCAGACCCACGCGCCCCCUGGGAAGGAAUGCAGCCGCCGCACCCGAGUUUGUUCCCCGACAACCCCCCGCAGAUCCGUAUGCAGCAGCUACUACGUGA
Molecule: messenger RNA, 804 nt
Organism: Pelobates cultripes (western spadefoot toad)
Lineage: Eukaryota; Metazoa; Chordata; Amphibia; Anura; Pelobatidae
Source: the annotation of a GenBank genome assembly